Molecule: messenger RNA, 2251 nt
Organism: Pongo pygmaeus (Bornean orangutan)
Lineage: Eukaryota; Metazoa; Chordata; Mammalia; Primates; Hominidae
Product: high mobility group protein HMG-I/HMG-Y-like
Exons: 1
Coding region: 1873-2220 (115 amino acids)
Biological process (GO): regulation of DNA-templated transcription
Cellular component (GO): nucleus; chromatin
Molecular function (GO): transcription coregulator activity; DNA binding
Source: RefSeq, a predicted model, not a curated record
UUUUGGGGACUAGUCUUUUUUUUUUUUUUUUUUUUAAGUGAUUACAAAAGGAAACAAACUCAUUGUAGAGAACUUACAAAAUAGAAAAGAGCAUAGGAAGGAAAGGUAUCCUCUGUUAUCAUUUUGAUGUUUUCCUUUUGUUGAACACAUAGUGGUUUACAUAUGUGAGAUCAUAAUUGGUAUGUAAGUUUGUAUCCUGCUUCUUUCAAUUAAUAUUACAUCAUAAACAUUUGCUUUAUGCCAUUGCAAAUUCUUUCUAAAGAUUACCUUUAAUGGCUGGGUUGGUGGCUUAUGCCUGCGAGGUGGGCAGAUCACUUGAGGCCAGUUCAAGACCAGCCUGGCCAACAUGGCGAAACCCCAUCUCUACUAAAAAUAGAAAAAAAAAUUAGCCGGGCCUGGUGGCAGGCACCUGUAAUCCCAGCUACUCCGGAGGCUGAGGCAGGAGAAUUGCUUGAACCUGGGAGGUGGAGGUUGCAGUGAGCCGAGAUCUUGCCACUGCACUCCACCCUGAGUGACAGAGCAAGAUUCCGUCUCAAAAACAAAAACAAACAAACAAAAAAAGAUUACCUUUAAUCAUUGCAUAAUAUUUCAGUAUAUAUAGCAGUCAAUUAUUUAUUCUCUUUUUAAAGACAUGUUUUCAAUAUUCUGCUAUUAUAAAAAUACCACAGAGAAUUUGUUGGAGAAUAUAUUUUUAUCUUCAUUUCAGAAAAUGCCUUUUGGUUGUAUUUAUAGAACUGAAAUUGCAGGGUUGAAGAAGUGAAAACAUUUUUAAUGUCUUCAUGCAUACUGUUGCAGCGUGGUAUCACACUAAACCUUUGCCAAUGCUGAGUAUUCUUGUUUUUAAAAUAAUUCCAAUUUGAUGAACUAGAAAUCAGAAUCUCAAUACUAUAUUUAUUAGACAUCUACAGUCCCUCUCUUGUGAAAUGUCAUGUCCUUUGAUUAUCUUUGGGAUCUUAAAUGGUUUUUCUUCUUAUAGUUUAAAUUUUUAUUGCAAUAUAGCCCAAGCUGGACUUGAACUCCUGGGCUCAAGCAAUUCCCCUGCCUCAGCCUCCCGAGCAGCUAGUACUGUGGGUGUGCGCCACUGUGCCUGGCCAUUUUUCUUCUUCUAUUUUUUAUUAGUUUUUUUUUUUUUUUUGAGACAGAGUCUCGCUCUGUCACCCAGGCUGGAGUUCAGUAGCAUGAUCUCAGCUCACUGCAAACUCUGUCUCCCGGGUUCCAGUGAUUCUUGUGCCUCAGCCUCCCUAGUAGCUGGGAUUACAGGUGCCCACCACCAUGCCUGGCUAGUUUUUGUAUUAUUAGUAGAGACGGGGUUUCACCAUGUUGGCUAGGCUGGUCUCGAACUCCUGACCUCAAAUGAUCCACCCCCCUCGGCCUCCCAAAGUGCUGGGAUUACAGGCGUGAGCCACUGCGCCCGGCCAUUUUUUUUUUAUAUGAGCUUUUAAUUUACUCGGGGAUAUUUAUCUUUUUUCAUAUUUGUUGCAAAUGUCUUCGAGAGGCUCUGGAGUCAGACAGACUUGCAUAUGAAUGCAUUCUGACUUCACUACCUCCUACUUGUAUGAUACUGGGUAAAUUACCAUAAAAUGGAGAUAAGAAUAGUUGGUUAAAAAAAAAAAAAAUGUAGAGAACUUUUUAAGCUCCCCUGAGCCGGGGCUGCGCUCUUCUAAGUGGGACUCCGAGCCUGGGCUAUUUCUGGCGCUGGCGGCUCCAGGAAGGCAUCCGCAUUUGCAACCAGGGGCGGCUGCGGUGGAGACUGGCCUGUCCUCAGCGCCCAGCACUGCUGCUCCCGGCAAACCGGAGCAUGCACCGCAGGCUGGCGGCCGAGUUUGCCCAUCCCAGCCAUCACUUUUCCACGUAAUCCUUAGAGAAGGGAAGAUGAGAGAGUCGAGCUCGAAGUCCAGUCAGCCCUUGGCCUCCAAGCAGAAAAAGGACGGCACUGAGAAGCGGGGCCGUGGCAGGCCGCGCAGGCAGCCUCCGGUGAGUCCCAGGACAGCGCUGGUAGGGAGUCAGAAGGAGCUCAGCGAAGUGCCAACACCUAAGAGACCUCGGGGCCGACCAAAGGGAAGCAAAAACAAGGGUGCUGCCAAGACCCGGAAAACCACCACAACUCUGGGAAGGAAACCAAGGGGAAGACCCAAAAAACUGGAGAAGGAGGAAGAGAAGGGCAUCUCGCAGGAGUCCUCACUGGAGGAGCAGCUUCCUUCUGGGACUGGACAGCUUUGAUCCACUCCCAACCCCCAACCCCCCACCUCCC